This is a messenger RNA of Melozone crissalis (California towhee), 288 nucleotides long. RefSeq names its product beta-keratin-related protein-like. Bases 1 to 288 code for a protein of 95 amino acids. The transcript has a single exon. Gene Ontology annotation, cellular component: intermediate filament. The record is from RefSeq and is a predicted model, not a curated record. Gene Ontology annotation, molecular function: structural constituent of cytoskeleton. NCBI's taxonomy places the organism in Eukaryota, Metazoa, Chordata, Aves, Passeriformes, Passerellidae.
AUGUCCUGCUACGACCUGUGCCUGCCCUCCUCUUGCGGCCCCCGGCCCCUGGCCACCAGCUGCACCCAGCCCUGCUUCCGCCGCUGCAGGGACUCCACCGCCUUCAUCCAGCCACCCACGGUCGUGGUCACGCUGCCCGGGCCCAUCCUCAGCUCCUUCCCGCAGAACACCACGGUGGGCUCCACGGCGUCGGCGGCGGUCGGGAGCUACCUGCGCUGCUGCGGCAUCCCUGUGGGCUCCCGGGGGCUGGGCAGGGCAGGACUGCUGUGCCUGGGCACCGGGCUGUAG